This is a messenger RNA of Macroventuria anomochaeta, 1233 nucleotides long. RefSeq lists its product as uncharacterized. The coding region runs from base 1 to 1233 and encodes 410 amino acids. The record is from RefSeq and is a predicted model, not a curated record. Gene Ontology annotation, biological process: regulation of transcription by RNA polymerase II. Gene Ontology annotation, molecular function: zinc ion binding; DNA-binding transcription activator activity, RNA polymerase II-specific. Lineage: Eukaryota; Fungi; Ascomycota; Dothideomycetes; Pleosporales; Didymellaceae. The transcript has 2 exons.
AUGACUAAACGACGUGCGCACCGAAAGUCACGAGGUGGAUGCGCCGAAUGCAAACGCCGCCAUAUCAAGUGUGGCGAAGAAAAGCCCUCAUGUUUACAUUGUAUACGCUAUAACAUACCUUGCAUCUAUCGUCAAGCCUUAACGGCUGCCAGCGACGUAGUAUCCGCUGAAGACUCGUCACCCCAAUCAGACCCUUCGUGGCAAUCCAUUGGGUUAGACGACUAUAUUGAUGGCUCCCCUGGCGUUAUCAGCGCAACAACGGGGGCGUCAAAAGAUCUUUUCAAGAUGAAAGACAUGGCCCUUUUACAUCACUGGAUCACUGUUGCAGGCUAUAGCAUCCUCAACACACAUGAGCUCGAUUACUACUGGCAUUCAGUCAUACCAUCAAUUGGUUUCAAUCACCAAUAUGUAAUGCACAGCAUCCUCAGCCUCUCGGCCCUGCACCUCGUCCACUCAAGUCCUUCUGACAGAGGUUCUUCUUUGCUUGUUGCGACAGAACAUCGUAGUAAGGCGCUCGACGGGUUUACGGAAGACCUCCGCAAUGUUGGACCUAGUAACAGCAGCGCUCUCUUCGCGAACGCAAUGUUGACUUUCUUCUAUGCGUUUGUUUCGUUCAGCAAGACGUUCGAUGAUGUGUGCGCCAACACAAAAGUUCGAACAGCUCACAUACUUGGAGCUGAAUGGAUUCUUCUGGUUCGCGGCACUGCCGAUGUGCUUGAACCUGUCUACGAUCACGUUCGAGAAGGACCGCUUCGCUCAUUUCUGGACCUCCACAACUUCGACAAUCUUGAUCCUACAGACAGCGUUCAUACCAGCGCUUUCAGUAAACGGCUCGUGGAGAUAAAUAAUAUCUGGGCCGCAGACGAACACGCUGAAGUCUACAAUGAGACUUUGCAUAUCUUACGAAGGUGCAGUGUGUGGAUGGAGCAAUUCGGCACUAUGCAAGAUGGCGUUGAAGUAUCUUGGGGAUAUAACAGAUUUUACUCUGGGCCAUUUAUCUGGCUCUUCAGUGCUCCGAGGAAGUAUUUUGUCUUACAGCAGCAGCGACAGCCACCUGCAUUGAUCAUCUUCGCCUAUUACGGGACCUUGCUACACCGAUUAAACAGCUACUGGUGGGCGGAGGGUUGUGGACAAAGCAUCGUUAGUACUGUCCAUGGAUGUUUGGGACCUUACUGGAGCUCGUGGAUAGAUUGGCCGAAGCAGGCCGUAGGACUACCGUGUCCGUGCGCGUAA